Messenger RNA from Echinococcus granulosus, 411 nucleotides. RefSeq lists its product as hypothetical. Lineage: Eukaryota; Metazoa; Platyhelminthes; Cestoda; Cyclophyllidea; Taeniidae. The record is from RefSeq and is a predicted model, not a curated record. The coding region runs from base 1 to 411 and encodes 136 amino acids. The transcript has 2 exons.
AUGAACCUUUCCGGAUGGUUCACAGUUAGUGUCGCUUCAGUUGUUAAUAGCCAACCUGGAGACUGGGCUAUUUGUCGAAGAAAUGUAAAUCAGGCUGGUUUUCGUUUAGGGUCAGGCUCGCUUUCUGCUGCCACCAAUGUAGCACCCGGACGCCUCCCCUUGAUGAGACAAGUCAUAACACUAGGGCAGAAGGUGAAUCGCAGACGUACAGAAGGGAUAGGGGCUACCGGAAUGGUCCCAAAGCCACGCCGCUGGACCAAGUCUAAUAGCUCUGCCCUUCUCCUCUCGCGUGACCAAAGUAAAGAGCCAAACAAUCAAAGUAUCACGGUACUUCGAAACACGGAUUACUUAUUGUACACACUGCCACCACCCUUCUUGGAGAACAAGAUAAGAUUUAUUUACCAGCUUUAA